Nicotiana attenuata is the source of this 711-nucleotide messenger RNA. RefSeq lists its product as uncharacterized. Gene Ontology annotation, molecular function: nucleic acid binding; RNA-DNA hybrid ribonuclease activity. NCBI's taxonomy places the organism in Eukaryota, Viridiplantae, Streptophyta, Magnoliopsida, Solanales, Solanaceae. The coding region runs from base 1 to 711 and encodes 236 amino acids. The transcript is spliced from 3 exons. The record is from RefSeq and is a predicted model, not a curated record.
AUGCACAAACCCGAGCUCUCGGGCCGACUGGCCAAAUUGGCCCUAGAAAUUAGUGGGUACGAUAUCGAAUAUCGGCCCCGAAAUGCCAUCAAAUAUCAAAUUCUGGUAGACUUCAUGGCCGAGUUCAUACCGUCCAUAAUACCCGAAGUCAAAAAGGAAUUGUUGCUAACCUCGGGGACUUCCUCGCAAAUCUGGACCCUCUUUACAGAUGGUGCCUCGAACGCAAAGGGGUCCAGACUCGGCAUCGUGCUGAAGCCGCCAACGGUUAACGUAGUUAGGCAAUCCAUUAGAACUGUAAAAUUGACUAACAAUGAGGUUGAGUAUGAGGCAAUGAUUGCAGGUCUCGAACUAGCUAAAAGCCUGGGGGCCAAAGUGGUCGAAGCUAAGUGCGACUCCUUCCUUGUGCUUAUGAAAUCACUGGUGGAAGAAGGCCAUGCUGAAAUAAACUCAACAAGUUUGACCUGGGACUGGGGAAAUAAGUAUAUAGACUAUUUGAAGAUUGGGAAUUUGCCAUCAGAUCCUAAAGAAUCAAGAGAUGUGCGCAUGAAGGCAGCCAGGGUUGGCUAUUACUGGAUUGACAUGGAGAAAGAUGCAAAGGACUUUGUACGAAGAUGUGACGAUCGUCAGAGAUAUGCACCGAUGAUCCAUCAGUCCAGAGUUGCUACUACAUUCGGUCUUAUCACCUUGGCCAUUGAUGAAAUGGGGGAAUAG